AUGCAAGAACCUCCAAAGAACGUUGAAGAAUUCUUAAAGCUUCAAAAUUGGGAUUAUUGGCCAAGGGAAAUCCACUUUGGAGAUAAUGAUAAAUGGUUAUAUACUCUGAAGAAAAUAAAAGAGGAUAGUUCAUUAAGUUCAAUUUGUUCACAUCUGUGGGGAAAUGUCCCACGAAUAGAUAAUGGAAUCAUGAUCAUGGAGUCACGAUUAGAAGAAUGUUCAAUUCUUUUGAAAAACCAUGCCUCUAAAAUAUUUGAGUGGGACAGUGUAAUUUCCAGGACAAGUUCUCAAGGAAAAUUGGAAAGACACAAGGCAUUUCUAAGGAAGUAUCAUAAGAAAAAGAAGAUAAUGCUUUCAGAUGAAAUGAAGACAAAGAAGAAUAUAGAGGGUUGCAACUUCUCAGGAUUCAAAACAAAUGAGCUUACUCAACUACCCAGACAUUUGGAUGCUGAACGAAUUUAUCUUUUCAUUUUAAAAGCCCAUAACUUUCAUGAAAAAGGUUUUAAAAUGUGGAAGACUCAUUUUCUCUCAGAAGCAUCUAUUGCUCUUUUGCAUGAUUGCUUUUGGUGGUGGUUUCUCCAUAAAUUUAAGCCUGACAGAGAAAAUCAAGAUUUCUUGUUUGAUAGAAUUUCAGAAAGUUAUGUGACACUUUUCAUGAGCAUACCUGUAAGUCAAAAGGAUGCAUUCUUUCAGAUUUAUCCUGAUUGCUUGGCACAAGCUAUCUAUGCAACAUUCCAGGAAGCAUUUCCAGAAUCCAGUAAUCUCUUUAAUGAUGAAUUUAAAGAAGAUCUAGGGAAUAACAUUUUUCUUUGGUUGUCAGGUUUAAAACCUCGAAAAGGCUUUUGGACCCGCUGGAAACUGAAAGAACUCUCCACAACAACCAUACAUGGUAGCAAGAAAGUACCUUCAGAUUCUGUAAAGGACAGUAUUGCAAGGAGUCAAAAAUGCGUAUCGACUUCUGUGGACUUCAACAUGGUGAAAAUUUUGAAGAACCCAAGAGCGUAUACAGUGUCCACAUCCAAGAAAGAUCCAAGAUUAUCAAGACUAACAACAAAGUCCCAUUAUAGUAGCACUGGUCCAGAGUUUAACUGUGUGCUCUUCAAUUUUGGAGGUCAGAGUCCCCUGAUUCUACAUUAUCUUAAAAUGCAUGAGCUACCUGGUAUUUCCAAAGCCCCUAGACAAACCAAGUUUAAACUCACUGAAAUAUUACAAGAACCACCACCUGCUCCAACUUACCAUGAUAUUAUAAAGGAGGCAAAAAAACAAUUUGCGAAGAUCCAAAAGGACUUUAGGAUGGAAAAGCACAGAAUUAAUGAAGAAAUAAAACUCCUAAGACAGCAGCAGGAAAGAAUUGACAAGGAGCUUGAUAGACUCCAAGCAAAAGCUACCAAGAAACCUUACGAAGUUAAGGAUGACUUUGAGAAGUUCCUACAUAAACUGCGUUCUGAAGCUCAAACUGAGAGAGAAUUUCUGGCAUCACUAUCAUCAUCAUCAUCAUCAACAACAGAAAACUACAACUUUGAGGAAGAAGAAGGUCAAGAAAAACCAGAAAUCAACUGUAUUUAA
Messenger RNA from Diceros bicornis minor, 1566 nucleotides. It is a transcript of the gene FAM227B, whose product is annotated as family with sequence similarity 227 member B. The transcript is spliced from 16 exons. The record is from RefSeq and is a predicted model, not a curated record. The coding region runs from base 1 to 1566 and encodes 521 amino acids. Lineage: Eukaryota; Metazoa; Chordata; Mammalia; Perissodactyla; Rhinocerotidae.